This is a messenger RNA of Trichophyton rubrum CBS 118892, 1230 nucleotides long. RefSeq lists its product as uncharacterized. The coding region runs from base 1 to 1230 and encodes 409 amino acids. The record is from RefSeq and is a predicted model, not a curated record. The transcript is spliced from 2 exons. Lineage: Eukaryota; Fungi; Ascomycota; Eurotiomycetes; Onygenales; Arthrodermataceae.
AUGGGGCACAAGUUUCUCUCAUCUCGAUUAUUGGUGCACGAACUAUCUGUUUCCGGUCAUGCAGCGUUUUCAACCAGGUGCUCGGGUCUAGAGCAUCAAAGGCACCAGCUCCAAUUAUGCCUCUAUACACACUCACACUUAUACCCAAGAGCUCGUCAUACAACUUGUUCACUUUCCAGGAGGCAACUGGAAAGGCGAUUUAUUAGUACAUCCGAAGUCAAGCGCCCGGAUGUGACCACGCCAGAUGGCCUGGUAGAAUCACCAGUAGUAUUAAGAAGGGCUCAGAAGCAGGCAUCCUCAACUUCAAGUAAGGUCGUUGAGCGCAGCAAAGAGUGGGAUACAGACUCCUCUUUGAUACGCAACCCUUGGGCCAUAGCUCUAGCAACUUUAUGGCUACUUCCUACGUCACUCCUAGAAACUGAGCUGAAUGAAAUGGAGAUUGAUCCUAACGCCAAAGUCACUGCUGGUGACAAUGACGCUUCCGCGGUCAGUGAGAUUCUCAUGGACGACAGCACUGCGAAAAUGCGCAAACGAAGAACAGCAUUCCCAUCUGUCAGAGUUACAAAUAGCGGAACAAUCCUCGACAUGUUGUCAAACCCAAAGUUCUCGAAUAUUAGUAAAGGCCUGAUUCCUCCUUCAUGGAAAUUGCCGCAGGGGCCACUCACGAAAAGCUCUAUGCAAACACUAGUCUGGAGAGGAGAUAUGUCUGAUUAUGCGCUCAAGGCAAUGCGAAAGGAUAUAUUGAGAUGUCUCAAGAAAAUACUACGUGUUACACCGAAAAUAGAGAAACAGCGAAGGCGAGAUACAUGGACGCCUCUGAAUAUUGCUGGACAUCCCAUCACUCAGAGUACAUUGGAGAGUUCCCUGAAACAACUGCCGGAAUUGAGAGAUAUACGGAGCGGAAUGGUUUUAAUUCUUCGUGGCAACCAUCAUUCCACGGAAAUAAACAGUAAUCCCGAUUGCAAUGCCUCCUCAACGGCUCCCGAAAACCCUUCCUUUGACCUGGCUGAACUCCCGGUGCACGAGUCACAGGUUCCGGUUUUCGAUCUUACGAAAAUGUUAUCUGAAGGUGAACUCCAAGAAAUUCGUCAACUUGGGGAAGUAUUUCAGGGAGAUGCUCUAUAUUUUAUACCUGCAUCGAGGAAGUCUGCUUUAUUUGCCUUAGACCUCUGGCGUCUAAAGUCGUUCCUUAUGGAACGCAACGAGAAAGAAUCAUCUUUUCCCCGUUGA